AUUCUGCUGGUCGAUGGUGGCCAUAACAAGACGAUCCGGGACCACAAUGUGGUGGGUCGCCCCCAUUUUAUUAAUUUUCGCGUUUACGACAGUUGCCGAUUCUAUGUCAAUUCCACUCCGAGAAAUGAUAUUGCAAUGGUCGGAAUCUGCUCCACAAAUGAUGCCACGUGGCUACCAGAGGUCUUCAAGAUCGUUUAACAUGGGUCCAGACGUGGUACACGAAAAGCCACGACCUCUUCGAUUCGGAUGAUGAUGAUGACGAGACACCAUGAGAGUGAAGAGGAUUAAUUUUUAUUUUGUAAACAUAAAUAAUUUUUCAAAAAAUAAAAGAAGGAAAGAGAACAGUUUCAAAUAAAGUGAUUGCUCAUUUGAGA
Molecule: messenger RNA, 374 nt
Organism: Caenorhabditis elegans
Lineage: Eukaryota; Metazoa; Nematoda; Chromadorea; Rhabditida; Rhabditidae
Gene: nssp-56
Product: Neuropeptide-Like Protein
Exons: 3
Coding region: 14-250 (78 amino acids)
Source: RefSeq, marked reviewed